Molecule: messenger RNA, 729 nt
Organism: Suillus subalutaceus
Lineage: Eukaryota; Fungi; Basidiomycota; Agaricomycetes; Boletales; Suillaceae
Exons: 7
Coding region: 1-729 (242 amino acids)
Source: RefSeq, a predicted model, not a curated record
AUGCCUGCAACUCUGUACCCCACCCUUAUCAUGCACGUACAUGACUCUUGCCAGUAUGGUGAAAAUGGGCACAUCAUUACGGUGUCUGAGAUGCAGAUCGAUGUUGACGUCCUCAAAGUUGUCCUUAAUGGGCCAACCACUGUGGACAUGAUGUUUAUGUUGUGUGGAGGUCUCAGUACUUUCUAUCCUGACCUCACUCUCAAUCACACAGCUGUGAGGAGCCAGAAUGGUCAGAAAAUCGCGCCUGACCAUUCUGGAUACCUGAUGGUAGAAUGGGACUGUCGGUAUGAAUUCAUGUCGUUCCUGUAUGACAAUCACACCAAGUGGAGGCUGGACGUCAAUUGUUUCAACGAGCGAUGCAAUUUUCAUCUGCAGGCAACAUUCACUAAUGAAGAUCACUACCCUCAUAUAUUUCAAGGGCUGCUUUAUGCAACGGCCUGCACUCAGCCUUAUUUAGUUCCCGUGCCUAUCCAAAAUGGUGUUAUCACUUUGUGCACAUUACAAGAGCUCAAAGUCAACUACUGGGUGCAUCAGCGGGCCUUCAGUGCCACCACUGCAUGCCGGUGUCAUGCAUGGCAUAUUCAGCCAACAGACUUUCUUUUCAGCCACCAAGCAUGUUUUAAGAAGGCUGAUUCAGCACACCAAAUGGCAUUGUUUGCUGACUCAACACACCAAAUGGCAUUGUUAGGCCUCCAAAAGGUAUAUAAGGAGCCCAAUUUUGCCAUGUAA